AUGCCGAACGCCUGCAUUCAAUUUGUUCGCGCCAGGGUUUGGCGGACUCCCUUAAAUACUGCACGUUGCAAAGUACAAAGGAACAUCCAACUGAACCUUCGGAACGUUGACUUCGGAUCUGAUCUGAUCGCUCCCAUGAAGUGUGCUGCAGCCGGCUGCCGCCAAGCUGGCCUCCGGAAAUGCGGCCGCUGUGGGAAGGUGGGAUACUGCUCUGCAGACUGCCAGAAGAGGGACUGGCCACAGCACAAGGCGAGUUGCAGCAGCCAAAGUCUUUGCUGCGCGCGAGCCGUCGAGGCGGAAGAGCAUCAACGUGCAGCUGCCCUUAAGGAGGAGGAGCCCAUGCCACUGGACGUGCAGCGUGAGUUGGCACGGCUCACUGGCAAGGAUGACAGGCUGACGGAGAUCUCCUUCAGUGGAUUAGCCACUUCUCAUGCUGACGUCUUGGGGUCGGCGCUGGGAAUGGGUGUGCACCUGCGGCGGGUGGUGCUGGAGGAGUGCCACCUGGGUGUUGAGAGUGCCCAGUGCUGGGCUGAGCAACUCAGCGCUCUGAAGUCAUUGGAGGUCCUCAACCUGGGCCACAACCAGCUGGAGAUCCGGGGCUUGGAGGUUUUUCUGGCCGCCUUGACGUCUGUUGGCCUCCGAGAGCUGGUGCUCACGGACAACCUGUUGGGACCCAAGGCGGCUCAGAUGGUGGGUGAGCUCAUGCUGCAGCUGCCAUCGCUGGUCGGUGUGAAUCUCUCGGAAAACUUCCUGCAAGAGGAGGGUGCAGCUCUCUUGGCAGAGGUGCUCUGCAAAGGCUCCACCUCUGGGCUUAGCCUGGACUUGUCUUCCAACGACUUGCGGGUCGCUGGCGCCAAAAGCCUUGCAAGGCUGAUGGAACUGGACCACUUUCGGUCCUUGGAGUUGGCGUCCAAUCGACUCCAUGACUUCGGCAUCAAGGCUCUGGCCCAGCCGCUACGGCAGAACCGUGGACUGACUUUCCUGGGCUUAGCCGAAAACAAGAUCAGCGAUGAAGGGCUUCAGGUGCUCGCCGAGGCGCUGGGCGAGAAUCAGACCCUGGAGAUCUUGGAGCUGGACUACAGCUCCAUCACCGAUGAAGGCGCGCUGUGCACGAAGCCGCUGAGGUGCCAGGUGACCUUGGCGGGAAAUCGCGCCAGUUUCCCUGGCAUCCAGCACUGUAGCACUGCUGGCUAUCGAUGA
Durusdinium trenchii is the source of this 1200-nucleotide messenger RNA. NCBI's taxonomy places the organism in Eukaryota, Dinophyceae, Suessiales, Symbiodiniaceae. The record is from the annotation of a GenBank genome assembly.